Messenger RNA from Colias croceus (clouded yellow), 2091 nucleotides. RefSeq names its product ubiquitin-conjugating enzyme E2 J1-like. The transcript has a single exon. The record is from RefSeq and is a predicted model, not a curated record. The coding region runs from base 155 to 904 and encodes 249 amino acids. NCBI's taxonomy places the organism in Eukaryota, Metazoa, Arthropoda, Insecta, Lepidoptera, Pieridae.
UUUUUACCUGUGUUUUUUACUUUUUGUGGAAUGAGAAGUCGUCACACAUAAAUAAUUAUCACCUAGAUUGUGAAAUAAACAAUUAGCUUAGAUAAAUUAAUCAGUACUUUUUCAAGUAUUUAGUAGUUUACAAACUAGCAGCAAAAAUUUUAAAAUGGCUGAUAUGAGUGAUAAAUACAACACAAAAUGCCCAGGUGUUAAAAGAUUAAUGCGAGAGGCUUUAGAACUAGCAGAAGCGACUGAAGAAUACUGUGCUAGGCCCCUGGAGGAUAAUCUAUUUGAAUGGCAUUUUACAGUAAGAGGUCCUCCGGGAACCGACUUUGAAGGUGGGAUAUAUCAUGGAAGAAUAUUGUUGCCUAAAGAAUAUCCUAUGCACCCACCCCACAUUAUACUUUUAACACCCAAUGGAAGAUUUGAAAUAAAUAAGAAAAUAUGUUUAUCAAUAUCAGGACACCAUCCGGAAACGUGGCAACCUUCAUGGUCUAUAAGGACAGCUUUGUUGGCCUUGAUUGCGUUUAUGCCAACUCCUGCUGAGGGAACUAUUGGGGCAUUGGAUUAUUCACCCGACGAGCGUAAAAGACUUGCCAAAAAAUCUAUAAGUUGGGUGUGUUUACAGUGUGGUGAAAUUGCACCUCUGUUGUCCUCAAAUGCUGCUACACCAAUUACCGAAGAAGAGAAAUCUGUACUUAAUCAAAUCGCAUUUAAAGGAGAAGAGGAACAGGCUGCUAAGCCCCCUGAAGAACCAGCUUAUGAACCUGAGCCACAAGUAUUGGAAUCUGUUGACAAUAGCACCACCUUUUUAGAUCAAAUGUUGGAAAUCAUUGUUGCAUUGUUGAUAGGGGCAGUUGCUAUUUUCAUAUACAGGCGCUGGAAUGCAUAUGCUUCUGUUGAUACAGAAUUAUAAGCAUCCUGUAUAAAAUUGUAUCCUUAGGCCUAAGUAUACUAUUAAAAUAUCAUAUUUACUCAAUAUUAUCCAAAUAAUAUCAUGAAGUGUUUGGCAUUAGUAAAAUCUUUAAUGUAUUAUAAAUAUCAUUGCCUGGCGUUGGAAAAUUGUGUAUGUAAAAUUGUGAUUUUAAAUAUUAGUAGUUUUUCUAAUAAGAAUAUUUAAAAAAAAAAAAAUUCAUUUUGGUGUCUUUUUGCAGUAAAAUUAUGAAUAAUAUUGACUUUAAUCAUAACUGUUUGCUUACUCUGCAUAUAUCAUGUUUCGCUAUAAAAAGGAAUAAGGUAUUGACAAUGCAUGGUAGCUUUUUGAUGAGUGGAUACUGGAUAUCCUAGCAUACUAUGAUGUUUAGUUAUCAAUUAUCAGAUCAGCCUUGGAUUAUUUACACCAAGAAUUUCUUUCUAUAGUUUUAUACUAAUAAAGUACUAUAGACUUUUACUGAGAUUUGACUGUCAAAACUUUAUUAAAUUUACUAACAUGUAUUGUUAUGAAAACAUCACUUUACAUUGUGAUUUUUUUUGUGAUUGUUAGCAUAUAUUAUAUUUUAUUUAAAAUUAUAUUGGAUUAUAAUGUAACAUAGUUGUUUUUGUAUUGUAUAGUGUGAGUAUUCCUAGAACAAUAAGACAGAUACAUAUAAUGAAUGUAGAAAAGACAUUCCAAAUAUUUCUUGAAUCGUAUUACCAUUAUAAAUAUUUACUUUAUCAUCAGUUCAACAAGAUCCAUUUUGGUAUUGCUGCUAGAAUAAUACUUCUCUUACAAAAUAAUAUUACUAAUGAAUAACACUGCCAUAACACAGAUAACACUUUUGAAGUCACAUAUUGUUUACUAGAUAUGGUAACAAAACUGAUAUAAGAUAAUAAAUUAAGGUCUUACACUUUCAGCCAUAUCAAUCAUUUUAUUUAAGUAUAUUUAUUAAAGACAGCCCAACAAUUUAAAUUUUUCUCUAUUAUUAUUCAUGUUAGAUAUAAGUCUACUAUAAAAAUACUGUAGAAUUAAUCAAUUAAUAUUUUGAUGUAAUCAAAGCAUUGAGAUGCUGCAGUAUUUAAUUUAUCAAUAUACAUUUUAAAUAUAGAUAAUAAUUAUGUUAAAUGUAAGGAAUGAUACGGUUUUUUCUUUACUAGAUAAGUUAUAAUAAAUUUGUAUGUUGAAAA